Helicoverpa armigera (cotton bollworm) is the source of this 1660-nucleotide messenger RNA. Its product is annotated as heterogeneous nuclear ribonucleoprotein A1. The record is from RefSeq and is a predicted model, not a curated record. Gene Ontology annotation, biological process: mRNA splicing, via spliceosome. The transcript has 6 exons. The coding region runs from base 158 to 1126 and encodes 322 amino acids. Gene Ontology annotation, molecular function: mRNA 3'-UTR binding. Gene Ontology annotation, cellular component: catalytic step 2 spliceosome. Lineage: Eukaryota; Metazoa; Arthropoda; Insecta; Lepidoptera; Noctuidae.
CGUUGUUUCCUCUUCCUUCUUUUUGGCGUGGCGUCGGUAGCGAGCGGACGUGCUUUGCUUGUAUAGUUUGAGCAGUGCCGCCGGUCUGAUUUCGCGUUGAAAAGUCAUCAAUUCUAUAACUUUGUGUUAAGAAGAUUAUAACAGUGAGAAAAACACCAUGAGGCCGCAACAAAACGGUGGAGACGAUGGCUUUGAUGAGCCAGAGGUGCACCGGAAAAUUUUCAUCGGUGGUCUCAACUAUAGGACUACCGAUGAAUCACUGAAGUCACAUUUUGAAAAAUGGGGUGAAAUUGUGGAUGUCGUCGUUAUGAAAGAUCCCAAAACUAAAAGAUCGCGUGGUUUUGGUUUCAUCACGUACUCUAAAGCGCACAUGGUUGAUGAUGCGCAGAACAACAGACCGCAUCGAAUUGAUGGCCGAGUUGUUGAAACAAAACGUGCGGUAGCGCGACAAGACAUUAAGAACCCUGAAGCAGGCGCAACUGUGAAGAAAUUGUUCAUUGGUGGCAUCAAGGAUGACCAUGAUGAUGAACAACUUCGAGAAUACUUCUCUAGCUAUGGAAAUGUCCAGAACGUCAGCAUUGUGACUGAUAAGAGCACAGGAAAGAAGCGUGGUUUCGGAUUCGUCGAGUUUGAUGACUAUGACCCUGUUGACAAAGUUUGCUUGAAUGGCCCUCACAAAAUCAAUGGCAAACAAUUAGACGUCAAGAAAGCUCUUCCUAAAGAUGGUGCAGAACAAAGAGGAGGAGGAAGACAAGGACCCGGAGGCAGAAAUGACAACUGGGGUAAUGGUGGUGGCUAUGGGGGUGGAAACCAGGGAGGAUGGAACAACUCCAACCCUUGGGAUAACAACCAAGGAGGAGGUUGGGGGGGUAAUCAGGGUGGCGGUGGCGGUGGUGGCUAUGGGGGCGGCGGUAAUGGCCGUGGGGGUUGGGGCAACCAAGAUUUUGGCAAUUACAACCAACAGCCGUACAGCGGUGGCCCCACCAGAAACCAACAGUAUGGUGGUAACAACCGCGCCGCACCCUACAACAUGAACCAGGGUGGUGGCGGCGGUGGCGGUGGCGGCGGCGGCUACGGCAGCGGCGGUAGCUACGGCGGAGGACAGGGCAGAGGGGGGCGCUUCUAAACUAUGUUUCGUGCUAAGUACACUAGUAAAGCAGUGUUAACCGCUAGUGUAGGCAGUACGCUCCGGAGCACUAGAUACACACCUCAUGGUCCGCCCGCGAGACCAACCUAGGAGAAGGCGUCAGGAAAACCAAUAGUUGUAGCUGGAGCUCUUGACUCUUGUCUUUUAGAAGAAUAUGAUUAGAAUACUUUUAUAUGUGUACUGAAUUGUAAGAUGGUCUUCUAUUUAUUGUAGUACCUAGGUACUUAUCGUGACAUACUUUUAAGGAUAUAGCAAUGUAAAAAUGAGAAUUAUUUACGUUUUUUUACGAAUUAAGUACAAUUUAGGAUAAUUCUGUAAGAAUCCCUCAUAUAGACGCUAGGUGAACGAGAUCAGAGUUUAGUUGACAUAGAUUUUUGAAGUGAAUCAUGAUUAAUUUAAUUUCCUGACCUUACUCAGUAUUAAGUUCUCAAAUAGCUGUUAUAUGAUUAUUAGGCUUAGAAUUAUGGACUUCUAGGAUAAUAUAAUGUAAAAAUAAACUUUAAUACAAAAAUA